CUUACUCUCCUCUUUAUCAGUCAAGGUCUGUCUUCUGGUGCUUUCUGGUUAUCAUAGAAAGUGUAUUCAUCCUCUUCAAUUAUUUGAGCCACACUGUUUUCGACCAAAAGUGGGCUACUCUCACACUCUCUCCAUAGUCCAUAUAGCGAGCCCAACAAAGCAGCAAUCAAAGCCCAAGAUUGGACUACAGAAGGACAAACUCAGCACGAACAGUCAGACCUCAGUGCUAAAGAGAUCAAAGACAUGGCACCAGAGGUGGUUCUCCAACUGGCUUUCCUCAUACUAACCCUAUCCAUAUUCUUCGUCAUGAUCAAACUUCCCAAACAAGCCCUAACCAAGCUCCGAGCCAAGAACCGAGCCAACCUCCAAUCCAGUCGCCAUUUCGUCCAAGGAUCUCAUCUCCUGGUUCGAGCCCGAUCGAUUCCAAACCGACAACAGUCCCUAAUUCACGCCAAGAACGCAUUGAUCGAAGCAGAGAAAGCACUCUCUCUCUCCCCCAAAGACCCAGCCCCUCACAUCCUCAAAGCCCUAGCUUUGGAUCUCAUGGAUCGGAAAAACUCCGCUCUCAGAUCCCUCGACCUGGCUCUGUCUAUUCCGUGCGUGAAGUCACUCUCGGAGAAAGAGCGUGGCGAUGCGCUGGUCAAGAGGGCCGAGUUGAAGAUGGCUGUGAAUCGGAAGCGGAGGAUUGACUCGGCCAUGGAGGAUCUGGUUGAGUCGGUGAGGUUGCUGAGCGAUGGUGGAAGUGGAACCGAGUCGAAGGGGUUGUGUUUGUUGGGUCAGUGUUACGAAUGGAAAGGGAUGAGAGAGAUGGCUCGGGAGGCUUUUGAGAAGGCAUUGAGGCUCGAGCCCGAAUCGAUUGCGGCUCGAGAGGGCUUGGACCGCUUAGCCUCAUAGCUCUUCGACGUUUGGACCCUUUUGUCCAAUUGUUCAGGCUUUAAUAUAAAAAUGUCAAAAAAUGUCAUCUUCAGC
Ziziphus jujuba (common jujube) is the source of this 969-nucleotide messenger RNA. RefSeq lists its product as uncharacterized. Lineage: Eukaryota; Viridiplantae; Streptophyta; Magnoliopsida; Rosales; Rhamnaceae. The transcript has a single exon. Gene Ontology annotation, molecular function: protein binding. The record is from RefSeq and is a predicted model, not a curated record. Bases 244 to 894 code for a protein of 216 amino acids.